Colletotrichum godetiae is the source of this 1110-nucleotide messenger RNA. RefSeq lists its product as uncharacterized. Lineage: Eukaryota; Fungi; Ascomycota; Sordariomycetes; Glomerellales; Glomerellaceae. Bases 1 to 1110 code for a protein of 369 amino acids. The transcript has a single exon. The record is from RefSeq and is a predicted model, not a curated record.
AUGAUUGUAAGUGUUUCUAGUCCUACAAUCCAGAGCAUUUAUUCACAGCCCUUUAAACAUUUGUCAACGUAUACAUCAGUUUCAAGCGCUUCUUCCGCAUUUCAGAGCUUCCACUUGGUUUCUUACGAUCAAACUGAUCCGCCAAUGACGCCCACCGAUUAUUAUAGUGUUCUUGGCAUCAGGAAUGACGCAACGCAAGAACACAUCGAAGAGGCAUUCCAUGGCAUAGGAGAGAGAUUUUGCCAUCACGGCCAGCAUGAGUUACCUAGCAAAUUCGAAAAGUAUCCGAUUGGAAUCAUACUAGCCAGUUCAUCCAAACUCCAGAUUUCAGAUGGGACAUUGAUCAACCAGUCUUCAAUUCAUCAUCCAAUGCAGAUCACAAAAGCUUACGAAGUUCUCAGUGACCCCCUUCAGCGCGCGCGAUACGACAAAUCAAGACAAUCCGUGGUCAAGGCUAUGUUAGUGGCUAAGAGCUUGCGCCUCCGCAAAUUCUCGGCAUGGGACAGAGAGUCCAAGGAGGAUCUGCCAUCAGCGAUCGCAAUGGUGAGCGUCAAACAAAAGCUGAAAGAAAAGUUGAAGAAGGGCAAGAAUCGAUUGAACGCGGCUUUGGAGACAACGGCGCACAAGGCGAAAGAGGCUGAGGCGCGACGCAAGUCUCGGUGGCUUGAAGUGCUUGCAACUCCCCAAAAAGAGAAUUUCUACCAGCAACCGACAAUGCCACAACCUCAACUUCAAGAGCCUCAGAACGAAUACUAUGCAGAAGAGAACUCUGAGACCCUGAUGUCUUAUGAAGACUUUGAUAAUGCCCCCAAAGACUACCAGCUUCAGAAUCGAGCUGCUAUUGACUUCUACACUAGGGAUUCGCACAACUUCAAUGAGGCUACAGAACCGAGAGAGGUGAAAAUGCCAAGCCUGCCCAACAAGGCGCGGCUUAGCCCUCUUGGGCGACAACCGAUAUGCAUAGAAGACGAGCCUCAUGGGUGGAAGGGAUGGUAUCCAACUAACAACGGCCAUACACCUCCCGGAUGUCCCAUUUGCGAGAACUUUGAUUCGAAGUUUUUCUGUACGAGGUGCAACGCCACAAGUUGCAUGAUGUGCAGGCUUACUUAG